AUGUCAGCGCCAAGAGAACUUGGGCCUCAGCCGCAAUGGGUGCAGUUCCCGUUUUGUUUCCUACCAUCUUACAUGCAGCCGGCGGUGUAUAAAGUGCUCUGUGUACCGGGCCUCGCAGACCCUUUGGAAUAUCUACCAGAAGAACCAGUCAUGCCCCGAACAACAGAGUACUUUGGUGCGACGGUCACCAACCUCGGUCCCCUUACGACUACGUACUCUGCGCCGUCGUCAUGCGCAACUGGUUAUCGCGCGUGGGGGGUGGCAAGAAAUGUAAGCUACACGGGCGGCAUGAUCGGCCAGUAUCAGGGCCAGGCGGGCAGUCUGUGUGAGCAACAGUCCAUAAGUGACUGUAUUCCAUCUGGUACGAAGAUGGAUGAGCUGAUGGCUUCGGCUGCUGCUACCACGACCAACGACUACUUGCCGUAUUAUUCGCCGGGGCUGAACUGUCCUGCUGGCUGGGAGACUGUGGGCGUGGCUACGGGAUCAGGGAGGCCGACUUCUGGUGCUGGUCUGCAUGAGACGCCAAAGGGGGCGAAGGGUGUGUUUACUGAAGAUCCGUGGCCGUAUCCUCCUAGUAGGACGCAGCCUGUUCCGUUGCCGCUCGUGAAGCAGUACAUGGCUAUACUUGAGGAUACGGAGACGAUUGUUCUUUGCUGCCCUAGUGGCUUCAAGGCAGUUGAUGGUGCAUGCGGUUCGGAAGUAGGACGUGCUACCGAUGUUGGAGUUUCAAAGGCGUGUCUGCAGGCUUACACGGCUCCGUUGCCUACCGCUGCUGUGACGAGCUACGAUGGCGUGACGUAUAAUCCGCCGAUAUAUACGUGGACUGCGAAUCCGUCGGGAGUGAAGAACCACACGUCGGAUAUUCCUGGGACGAGGACGAGUGACGAGUUCUAUGUGACGUCGACGGUGCGUGCGCUGGCUCUUAUUCACAACGACAAGGAUAAAGGUAGUGGGGUGGAUAGGAAGGGUGUAUCGGUUGCUGGAUUGGCUUUGGCUUGUUUGGCGGUUAUAGCUGUUGUUGCUUGA
This is a messenger RNA of Pochonia chlamydosporia 170, 1026 nucleotides long. RefSeq lists its product as hypothetical. The record is from RefSeq and is a predicted model, not a curated record. The transcript has 2 exons. The coding region runs from base 1 to 1026 and encodes 341 amino acids. Lineage: Eukaryota; Fungi; Ascomycota; Sordariomycetes; Hypocreales; Clavicipitaceae.